AUGGCCCCCGCCCGGGGCCGCCUGCCCCCCGCGCUCUGGGUCGUCACGGCCGCGGCGGCGGCAGCCACCUGCGUGUCCGCGGCGCGCGGCGAAGUGAACUUGCUGGACACGUCCACCAUCCACGGGGACUGGGGCUGGCUCACGUAUCCGGCUCACGGGUGGGACUCCAUCAACGAGGUGGACGAGUCCUUCCGGCCCAUCCACACGUACCAGGUGUGCAACGUCAUGAGCCCCAACCAGAACAACUGGCUGCGGACCAGCUGGGUGCCCCGUGACGGCGCCCGGCGUGUCUACGCCGAGAUCAAGUUCACCCUGCGCGACUGCAACAGCAUGCCCGGCGUGCUGGGCACCUGCAAGGAGACCUUCAACCUCUACUACCUGGAGUCGGACCGCGACCUGGGCGCCAGCACGCAGGAGAGCCAGUUCCUCAAAAUCGACACCAUCGCGGCAGACGAGAGCUUCACCGGGGCCGACCUGGGCGUGCGGCGCCUCAAGCUCAACACGGAGGUGCGCGGCGUGGGGCCCCUCAGCAAGCGCGGCUUCUACCUGGCCUUCCAGGACAUCGGCGCCUGCCUGGCCAUCCUGUCCCUCCGCAUCUACUACAAGAAGUGCCCCACCAUGGUGCGCAACCUGGCCGCCUUCUCGGAGGCGGUGACGGGGGCUGACUCUUCCUCACUGGUGGAGGUGCGGGGCCAAUGCGUGCGGCACUCCGAGGAGCGGGACACCCCCAAGAUGUACUGCAGUGCCGAGGGCGAGUGGCUGGUGCCCAUUGGCAAGUGCGUGUGCAGCGCGGGCUACGAGGAGCGGCGGGACGCCUGCGUGGCCUGUGAGCUGGGCUUCUACAAGUCGGCCCCCGGGGACCAACUCUGUGCCCGCUGCCCUCCCCACAGCCACUCCGGGGCCCCUGCCGCCCAGGCCUGCCGCUGUGACCUCAGCUACUACCGGGCGGCACUGGACCCGCCGUCCGCCGCCUGCACCCGGCCCCCUUCGGCGCCGGUGAAUCUGAUCUCCAGCGUGAAUGGGACAUCUGUGACCCUGGAGUGGGCCCCUCCCCUGGACCGGGGCGGCCGCAGCGACAUCACCUAUAACGCCGUGUGCCGCCGCUGCCCCUGGGCCCUGGGCCACUGCGAGACGUGCGGGAGCGGCACCCGUUUCGUGCCCCAGCAGACCAGCCUGGUGCAGGCCAGCCUCCUGGUGGCCAACCUGCUGGCUCACAUGAACUACUCCUUCUGGAUCGAGGCGGUCAACGGCGUGUCCGACCUGAGCCCUGAGCCCCGCCGGGCCGCCGUGGUCAACAUCACCACGAACCAGGCAGCCCCGUCCCAGGUGGUGGUGAUUCGCCAGGAGCGAGCAGGGCAGACCAGCGUCUCGCUGCUGUGGCAGGAGCCGGAACAGCCCAACGGCAUCAUCCUGGAAUACGAGAUCAAGUACUACGAGAAGGACAAGGAGAUGCAGAGCUACUCCACCCUCAAGGCGGUCACCACCAGGGCCACCGUCUCGGGCCUCAAGCCGGGCACCCGCUACGUGUUCCAGGUCCGAGCCCGCACCUCGGCCGGCUGCGGCCGCUUCAGCCAGGCCAUGGAGGUGGAGACCGGGAAACCCCGGCCCCGCUACGACACCCGGACCAUCGUCUGGAUCUGCCUGACCCUCAUCACUGGCCUGGUUGUGCUUCUCCUCCUGCUCAUCUGCAAGAAGAGGCACUGCGGCUACAGCAAGGCCUUCCAGCACUCGGACGAGGAGAAGAUGCAUUAUCAGAACGGGCAGGGGAAGAUCCCAGAGCCCAAGUUCCAUACAGAACCACACACCUACGAGGAGCCAGGCCGGAUGGGCCGCGGUUUCACCCGAGAGAUCGAAGCGUCUCGGAUCCACAUCGAGAAAAUCAUCGGCUCUGGCGAGUCCGGGGAAGUCUGCUACGGGAGGCUGCGGAUGCCGGGGCAGCGGGACGUGCCCGUGGCCAUCAAGGCCCUCAAAGCCGGCUACACGGAGAGACAGCGGCGGGACUUUCUGAGUGAGGCGUCCAUCAUGGGUCAGUUUGACCACCCCAAUAUCAUCCGCCUUGAAGGUGUCGUCACCCGUGGCCGUCUGGCAAUGAUUGUGACCGAGUACAUGGAGAACGGGUCUCUGGAUGCCUUCCUGAGGACGCACGACGGCCAGUUCACCAUCGUGCAGCUGGUGGGCAUGCUCAGAGGCGUGGGCGCCGGCAUGCGCUACCUCUCGGACCUGGGCUAUGUCCACCGCGACCUGGCCGCUCGCAACGUCCUGGUCGACGGCAACCUGGUCUGCAAGGUGUCCGACUUCGGGCUCUCCCGGGUGCUGGAGGACGACCCUGAUGCUGCCUACACCACCACGGGAGGCAAGAUCCCCAUUCGCUGGACGGCCCCCGAGGCCAUCGCCUUCCGGACUUUCUCCUCGGCCAGCGACGUGUGGAGUUUCGGGGUGGUCAUGUGGGAGGUGCUGGCCUACGGGGAGCGGCCCUACUGGAACAUGACCAACCGGGACGUCAUCAGCUCCGUGGAGGAGGGCUACCGCCUGCCCGCGCCCAUGGGCUGCCCCCACGCGCUGCACCAGCUCAUGCUUGACUGCUGGCAUAAAGACCGCGCCCAGCGGCCCCGCUUCUCGCAGAUCGUCAGCGUCUUGGACUCGCUCAUCCACAGCCCUGAGAGUCUCAGGGCCACGGCCACCGUGCAGAGGUGUCCGCCCCCCGCCUUUGCCCGGAGCUGCUUUGACCUCCGAGGGGGCGGGGGUGGCAGCGGGGGCCUCACCGUGGGAGACUGGCUGGACUCCAUCCGCAUGGGCCGCUACCGGGACCACUUCGCUGCCGGGGGUUACUCCUCCCUGGGCAUGGUGCUCCGUAUGAAUGCUCAGGACGUGCGUGCCCUGGGCAUCACCCUCAUGGGCCACCAGAAGAAGAUCCUGGGCAGCAUCCAGACCAUGAGGGCCCAGCUGACCAGCACCCAGGGGCCCCGCCGGCACCUCUGA
Messenger RNA from Rangifer tarandus platyrhynchus (Svalbard reindeer), 2979 nucleotides. Lineage: Eukaryota; Metazoa; Chordata; Mammalia; Artiodactyla; Cervidae. The record is from the annotation of a GenBank genome assembly.